AUGGCCGAGACGAUUAGAGCGAACCAUAGUUUGACGGUGAAGCGCGUUCAGUUCUGGACAGAUUCGAGCACGGUGUAUUCCUGGAUUGUGUCAGAUCACCGCCGGUACAAAGUAUUCGUCGCAUACAGAAUCGGCGAAAUUUUAAGCAGAACGAGCCCCAUGGAAUGGCGUUGGGUUCGUACGAAACUAAACAUAGCAGACGACUUGACGAAGUGGAAGGCGGGAUUGAAGAUAGAGUCCACCAGCGCGUGGUUCACUGGACCAAAGUUUUUGUUAGAGGCGGAAGGCAAGUGGCCAAGCCCGGAGCCACCUCGGCCGAACGUGGUUGAUGAGCUUCGGGCUAGCUUCCUGUUUCAUCGAGCUGAGGAAGCAAGCGGAUUGAUCGAUUGCACCAGGAUUUCAAAGUGGACCAUUACGGUCCGCAUCAUCGCCAAUGUUCUUCGGUUCAUUUCCAACAUCCGGCGAAAACAACAAGAUUUGCCGAUCGAGGUACUACCAACCGACGCGGCAGUUGGUAACAAUCGGCGAGUGGUAGCGGUUACAGUGCGGUGUAUAGAGCGAUCGUUUUCGAGGGAAGAGUACCAGGCCGCAGAAUGUCUACUGUGGAGAAUGGCGCAGGAAGAAGCAUUUGUCGAUGAGGUAACGGUCCUACGCAAGUGCAGAGAAGGAAGGGUCGGUGAACUUGAGAAAUCCAGUCCGCUGUUCAAGUUGUCUCCGGUGCUGGAUGAAGAUAAUGUGUUGCGGAUGGACGGCAGAUUACAAGAGGGUGAGUUUGUUCCGUUCGAGUUGCGGUUUCCGGUCAUUCUACCAAGAGGCCAUCCGGUGACGAUCAAGAUAAUCGAGCACUAUCAUCAGCUGUUUGGCCAUGCCAAUAAGGAGACUGUAGUAAACGAGCUAAGGCAAAGGUUUUAUAUCCCAGCUGUUCGCAGAGAGCUCGACAAAGUAGCACGAGAAUGCGUUUGGUGCAAGGUGCACAAAUGUAAGCCGAUGGUUCCGAGGAUGGCACCACUUCCAGUACAACGGACAACUCCGUUCAUCCGUCCAUUCAGCUACACAGGAGUGGACUUCUUCGGUCCUAUCAACGUCGUUGUGGGACGGCGCACCGAGAAGCGUUGGUGUGCGUUAUUCACCUGUUUAGGAACAAGAGCCAUCCAUCUGGAACUAGUCCACAGCUUGCCCACGCAGGCAUGCCUGAUGGCUAUCCGGAGGUUUGUCUGCCGGCGAGGAGUUCCGAUCGAAUACUUUUCCGAUAACGGGACGAAUUUCGUGGGUGCAAGCAAGGAGAUAGUGAAGAAAAUAGAAACCGACUGUUCGCAAGCGUUGACAAGUUCCCGGACACGGUGGAAUUUCAACCCACCCUCGGCGCCCCAUUUUGGGGGCGUAUGGGAGAGAUUGGUGCGGUCGGUUAAGGAGGCGAUGGAGGUGUUAGACGACGGACGUAGACUGACCGACGAAGUAUUGUUGACGACAUUGGCUGAGGCAGAGGAUAUGGUCAAUUCUCGGCCAUUGACUUAUAUCCCUCAGGACCCAGGAAACGGCGGAUCGAUAACGCCAAACCACUUUCUUAAGGGUCUUCCGGUGGGAGAGAAGGAAGGCUGUGUUCCAGCCAGCGAUGAAGCGGAGGCGUUAAGGAACAGCCACAAGAGGUCGCAGGUGCUAGCUGAUCGGCUGUGGAAGCGAUGGCUGGUCGAAUACCUGCCACAUAUCAAUCGGCGUACGAAGUGGCACAGCGAGCGGCCUGCGUUAGAAGUAGGUGAGGUGGUGUUCAUGGCUGACGACGAUAACCGAAAAUGCUGGGUACGAGCGAUUGUUGAAGAAGUGAAGCGAGGUGUGGAUGGCAGAAUCAGGCAAGCGGUGGUACGGACAGCGAAAGGAGUCUACCGACGACCGGUGGCUAAGCUGGCGGUGCCUGAAGUGCGGAAUCGUAAUCAUAGCUACGGAAAGGACCCUUCGCCAAUGUUACGGGAGGGGCUGUUGAGGCACCGAUGA
Armigeres subalbatus is the source of this 1989-nucleotide messenger RNA. RefSeq lists its product as uncharacterized. The record is from RefSeq and is a predicted model, not a curated record. Gene Ontology annotation, molecular function: nucleic acid binding. The transcript has a single exon. Bases 1 to 1989 code for a protein of 662 amino acids. Gene Ontology annotation, biological process: DNA integration. Lineage: Eukaryota; Metazoa; Arthropoda; Insecta; Diptera; Culicidae.